Lotus japonicus is the source of this 525-nucleotide messenger RNA. RefSeq lists its product as uncharacterized. The record is from RefSeq and is a predicted model, not a curated record. Bases 1 to 525 code for a protein of 174 amino acids. The transcript has a single exon. Gene Ontology annotation, molecular function: nucleic acid binding; RNA-DNA hybrid ribonuclease activity. NCBI's taxonomy places the organism in Eukaryota, Viridiplantae, Streptophyta, Magnoliopsida, Fabales, Fabaceae.
AUGGAAAGCUAUAGGGUACCUGGUCCUCACCAGUCUGUUGCGCAACCUCCAGCAACACCGCGUCCUGCAGUUUAUGUGGAUGGCAGUUGGAGGCAGGAGGUACAACGCAUGGGUGCGGCAGCGGUUUUCCGGGAUGCUGCGGGCACUUGGCUCUCGGGGAUCUCACUUGGUGUUGAUGGUGGCGACGCGUUCAUAGCGGAGCUCGCGGGGAUUGAAUUGGGCCUCCAACAGGCGUGGAAUUUAGGACACAGGGAGCUGUCUUGCUACUCGGAUUGCUUGGAGGCAGUAAACGUCUGCACGUCACAUGUCGACGUAACCACCUAUUGGGCAAGGGAUGCAAUUCUUCGCAUCAGAACCAUGCUUCAGUGGGGCUGGAAUGUGGAGCUUACUCAUGUGCCCAGGGGAAAGAACAAUGCGGCAGAUUGUUUGGCGAAACAUGCUUCAAGGGAGGGCGCUGCAAGACGCGAAUGGCGUUUACCACCCUCGUUUGUUAUUGAAGCUCUUCUUAAAGAUGUUGUAGCGUAG